AUGGCGUGCUCCGCUUCCCGCCUCCAAGGGGCAAGGGUUGUCCACACCGGCCCGGCCACCAGCCUCUGCUCUUCCGACAUCUGCAGUCUGUGCGAGGUCAGCCUGCCCAGCAGCUGCCCACACAAGGUCAGCCUCCUGCAGCCCCCCUGCCGUGACACCUGUCCCCCACCCCGCUGUGUGCCUGACUCCUACGUGUCAUCCUACUGGCUGCUCAGCAAGCACAACCCCGCCCCUAGCCUGACUGGGGUCUCCGUCAUCACCUGUGUCCUGUCUUGUGAGUGUGCCCCUCCCUGCUGCUAG
Messenger RNA from Octodon degus (degu), 300 nucleotides. Its product is annotated as keratin-associated protein 3-1-like. NCBI's taxonomy places the organism in Eukaryota, Metazoa, Chordata, Mammalia, Rodentia, Octodontidae. The coding region runs from base 1 to 300 and encodes 99 amino acids. The transcript has a single exon. Gene Ontology annotation, cellular component: keratin filament. The record is from RefSeq and is a predicted model, not a curated record. Gene Ontology annotation, molecular function: structural molecule activity.